Messenger RNA from Rhodofomes roseus, 1632 nucleotides. Its product is annotated as malic enzyme. The coding region runs from base 1 to 1632 and encodes 543 amino acids. The transcript has 5 exons. Gene Ontology annotation, cellular component: mitochondrion. Gene Ontology annotation, molecular function: malate dehydrogenase (decarboxylating) (NAD+) activity; NAD binding. The record is from RefSeq and is a predicted model, not a curated record. Lineage: Eukaryota; Fungi; Basidiomycota; Agaricomycetes; Polyporales; Fomitopsidaceae. Gene Ontology annotation, biological process: malate metabolic process; pyruvate metabolic process.
AUGACGAUAGUCCUCAACCCCGUCUGGGUCAACGGCGUACAGAAACUCAAAGCCGUCCCGCAACCACCGCCGAGGCCUGCCCGAGGCCUCGUACCGACUUCCCUCGACGAGUCGCUUCACGCUGUCCGGUGUCUGAAUCAGCUCCGCUCCAAGGACAAGUCCAUUGAAAAAUAUAUCUACCUCACACAGCUCAAGGAUGCAGAUCCACGAAUAUUCUACAAACUAUGCCUUGAUAAUCUGGCAGAAUUUACUCCACUGAUCUAUACCCCGACUGUUGGUGAUGCGUGCCUUCAGUUCUCACAUAUAUACCGUCGGCCAGAGGGUCUGUACAUAUCCUACAAGGAUAAGGGCAGCAUAGCGAAGGUGCUCCGGAAUUGGCCCCGUAUCGACGAGGGGCGCAUCGCAGUAGUCACAGACGGUUCGCGUAUCCUGGGUCUGGGUGACCUCGGCCUGAACGGGAUGCCCAUCUCCAUUGGCAAACUCUCGCUCUACGUCGCGGGCGCAGGCAUCCGCCCUUCAUCCACGAUCCCCAUCUGCCUCGAUCUCGGGACGAACAACAAACAGUUCCUCGAGGAUCCGCUCUACCUGGGCCUGCGCCAGCCGCGCGUGCCGUCCGCGGAGAUGACCGAGUUCAUGGACGAGUUCAUGGACGCGAUGCGCACAUUGUUCCCGAAGCUGCUCAUCCAGUUCGAGGACUUCAGCACGGACAACGCGUUCUUGUACCUGAAACGCUACCGCGACCGCUACCCGGUGUUCAACGACGACAUCCAGGGCACGGGCGCGGUCGUCUUAAGCGGCUUCUUGAACGCCGCGAAGCUCAGUGCGCAGGCGAGCGGGCGUCCUCUCGAGGAUCAGCGGAUUCUGUUCCUUGGUGCAGGCAGCGCUGGUGUUGGUGUCGCGACGCAACUGUUGGCGUUCUUCCGGCUGCAGGGUAUGAGCGAGGAGGAGGCGCGUCGGAGGAUCUGGUUCGUCGACAGCCAGGGUCUGAUCUUCGACACGCGUGGACCCAUGGCCGAGCACAAGAAGUCCUUCUCGCGGCCAGACUACGACGGUCCCCCGAUGACGGAUCUGACGCAGAUCGUGGAAUACGUCAAGCCGACUGCGCUGCUCGGCCUCUCCACCAUCAAGGGCGCCUUCAGCCAGUCCGUCAUCGAGACCAUGUCCGCGCUCAACCCGCGCCCCAUCAUCUUCCCGCUCUCCAACCCCGUCCGCCUGUCCGAGUGCGAGUACCACGAGGCCGUCGAGUGGUCGGGCGGGCGGGUCAUCUUCGCGAGCGGCUCGCCCUUCCCGGCGCAGGAGCACGGCGGACGCACGCUCUACCCCGGCCAGGGCAACAACAUGUACAUCUUCCCUGGCCUCGGCCUCGGCGCGAUCCUCGCGCGCGCAUCGAAGGUGACGGACACUAUGGUCGAGGCGUCCUCGCUCGGCCUUGCGGACUCCCUCACGGCGGAGGAGAAGGCGCUGGACAUGAUCUACCCCCGCGUGGAGCGUAUCCGGGAGAUCAGUACGAACAUCGCGACGAAGGUCAUCAGGGCGGCGCAGCGUGCUGGUGUGGACCAGAACACGGAGAUCAGGGAUUUGUGGGACGAUCAGCUUGGGGAGUGGGUGAAGAGUAAGAUGUGGGACCCGUAA